UUUGGGCGUUCUCCUGUAAACUGCGUGGCGAUGUGUGGGGACUGUGUGGAGAAGGAGUACCCCAAUCGGGGGAGCACGUGUCUGGAGAAUGGAUCAUUCUUACUGAUCUUUGCAGGCUGUGCCGUGUGCAGUAAGCGGGAUUUUAUGUUGAUCACAAACAGAUCCCUGAAAGAGGAAGACGGAGAAGAAAUAGUUACCUAUGACCAUCUGUGUAAGAAUUGUCAUCAUGUAGUAGCCAGACAUGAGUAUACAUUCAGUAUCAUGGAUGAGUUUCAGGAGUAUACUAUGCUAUGUCUAUUGUGCGGCAGAGCUGAAGAUACUAUCAGUAUUCUUCCUGAUGACCCCCGACAAAUGACUCUGUUGUUCUAAGCCUCCUGCAGUUCUGGUGUAACUAUGUUGGGUUGGUUUAAAAUAUAGCAAGCCGAAUGGUUUGUCUGAUAAU
Acomys russatus (golden spiny mouse) is the source of this 442-nucleotide messenger RNA. RefSeq names its product protein Churchill-like. Gene Ontology annotation, biological process: positive regulation of DNA-templated transcription; fibroblast growth factor receptor signaling pathway; multicellular organism development. Bases 31 to 369 code for a protein of 112 amino acids. The transcript has a single exon. NCBI's taxonomy places the organism in Eukaryota, Metazoa, Chordata, Mammalia, Rodentia, Muridae. Gene Ontology annotation, molecular function: zinc ion binding. The record is from RefSeq and is a predicted model, not a curated record.